This is a messenger RNA of Oncorhynchus masou masou (cherry salmon), 679 nucleotides long. RefSeq names its product growth hormone-regulated TBC protein 1-A-like. Lineage: Eukaryota; Metazoa; Chordata; Actinopteri; Salmoniformes; Salmonidae. The record is from RefSeq and is a predicted model, not a curated record. The annotation marks the transcript as partial. The transcript has 2 exons.
CCCGACUCAUCUCUCUCCUUGGUUCUCGUCCUCAGACGGUUCUGCGUAUCUGGGACUGUCUGUUCUACGAGGGUUCUAAGAUUCUGUUCCGUGUGGCUCUGACGUUGAUAAGGAACCAGCAGGCUGAGGUCCAACAGGCCGGUUCCCUGCCUGACGUCUGUGACUGCUUCAAACACAUGACCAGAGGCCCUGAUGUAGAGGACUGCCACUCCUUCAUGCAGAAAAUCUUCACGGAACCCGGAAGCCUCUCCAUGGCAACCAUCACCAAGCUCCGGGAGACGUGUCGAGCACGCAUCAUCGCUGAGGAGUCCUGACCCCAUCCUCCUGACCUGUCAAUCAAACACUACACAUUCCGGGCUGGGUCCCAACACUCCUUAAUGGUCUCCUCUCCUCGGAUCCUAUCCCUCACUGUUGGGACAGUGUCCUAGACUGUUUUGUACUCUUUAGCAUGACUACCACGUAGCUACGUAGACUACCAUGUAUGGAGACUAUAAGAUGUUACGAGUACCAGCAAAUUAAUUAGUUACUAUCCUGUGGGGGCACAUCGUACAGGUUAAAUAAACAUGAGCCUAUCACAAUAAUUAACAACAAAGAUGCCGAUGAAACCUUUAGUCUAUUACACUAUUGUCAUUUACUGUAUGAAAGUCACAUGAAAUAAAACGUAUUUAGCCAAUGGACA